AUGGCCUUCAAGGGACAGUGUGACAUGGUUUCCACCCCUGUAGUAGAGGCAGCAGAACUUGGGACUCCCAAGAGUUUAACAGUUGCUAUUCAUAAGAAUGCAGUGACCUAUGAUGAUGUGUGUGUCAACUUCACUCUGGAAGAAUGGAGUUUACUGGAUCCUUCACAGAAGAGUCUCUACAGAGAUGUGAUGCAGGAGACCUACAGGAAUCUCACUGCUAUAGGCUACAAUUGGGAAGAUGACAAUAUUGAAGACUAUUUUCAAAGUUCUAAAAGACAUGGAAGGCAUGAAAGAACUCCCAGUGGAGAGAAACCUUAUGCAUCUAACCAAUGUGAUAAAGCCUUUUCAUGUCAUCCUAGUCUCCAAAUAUAUAAAAGAAGCCAUACUGGAGAGAAACACUAAGAAUGUAACCAUUGUAAUAAAGGCUUUCCAUAUCCCAGUGCUCUACAAAUACAUAAAAGGAUACACAGUGGAGAGAAACCCUAUGAAUGUAAACAAUGUGGUAAAGCCUUUGCACAUCACAGUUCUCUUCAAAGACAUGAAAGAAUACAUACUGGUGAGAAACCUUAUGAAUGUAGCCAAUGUGGUAAAGUCUUUACACGUCAAAAUAGUCUCCAAAUACAUCAAAGAACACAAACUGGAGAAAAACCCUAUGAAUGUAACCAAUGUGGUAAAACUUUUACAUAUCACAGUGGUCUCCAAAUACAUAAAAGGACACACACUGGAGAGAAACCCUAUGAAUGUAACCAAUGUGGUAAAACUUUUACAUAUUACAGUGGUCUCCAAAUACAUAAAAGAACACACACUGGAGAGAAACCCUAUGAAUGUAAGCAAUGUAGUAAAGCCUUUGCAUGUAGCAGUCAUUUUCAAAGGCAUAAAAAAAUUCAUACUGGAGAGAAACCCUAUGAUUGUAACCAGUGUGGUAAAGCCUUUGCAUAUAAAAGUAAUCUCCAAAUUCAUGAAAGAAAGCACACUGGAGGGAAACACUCUGAAUGUAAUUAAUGUAGUAAAGCUUUUGCAUAUCAUAAUAGUCUCCAAAUACAUAAAAGAACACAUAGAGAGAAACCCUAUGAACAGAACCAAUGUGGUAAAACAUUUCCAUAUCUCGGUGGUCUCCGCAUUUAUAACAGAACACAUAGUGGAGAGAAACCCUAUAAAUGUAAUCAAUGUAGUAAAGACUUUGUAAGUCAGAGUCUUCUCCUAGACCAUAAAAAAACACAUACCGGAGAGAAACCCUGCAAAUGCAACCAUUGUGCCUUUGUAUAUCAUAGUGAUCUCCAAAUACAUAAAAGAGCACAUACCGGAGAAAAACUGUAUGAAUGUAAUCAGUGCAAUCAAGCCUUUGUACAUCAUAAUCAUCUUCAAUGACAUAAAAGGUUAUAUAUUGGAGAAAAACCCUAUAAAUGUAAUCAAUAUCAUAAACCUUCUUCACCACAUAGUUACCUACUAAUACAUAAAAGAACACACAGUUGUGAGAAACCCUAUGAAUAUAACCAGUGUGGUAAAGCCUUUUCACAACACAGUCAUCUAAUCCAGAAAAGAAUACACACAGAGCUGCCACCCAGCAGGAGCAACAUGCGUGUGCAGCAUGCUUUUUGCCAUGAUUGUGUACUGGGUCCACCUGGCUUAAGCAGAAGGGAGCUAAUCCAGCGUGUGGUCACAGCCAAUGCAGUCUGCCCUAUCCACAAAGUCCAUUUGAACCUCAACUACCUGAGUCAGAUAUUGAACAACAAAAAUCACACUGUAUGUGACUGCUGUGAAAAAGUGUGUUACCUCGCCCUCUCCCCAAAAAUGCACACUGGAGAGAAACCCUACGCAUGUAACCAGUGUGUUAAAGACUUUGCUUUUCUUCGUGGUCUCCAAAUACAUAAAAGAAUGCAUACUGUUUACAAACCUUACAAAUUUAGUCAAUGUGAUAAAGCCUUUUCACAACACACAUAUCUAUUAAUACAUGAAAAAACACAUACUGAAGAUGUAUGUCUACACACAAGCAAUGUGGAAAAGCCUUUGCAUGCAGCAGUAGUCAUUGAAAUUAUGAGAAAAAGCCAUACUGCAGAGAAACACCAUGAAUGUAGUCAGUGUGGUAAAGGUUUGCACUUCAUGAGGGAUAUGGGAUCAGGGUUACAAUGGCAAUGCAACAAGUAUCACAUGGCAGCUAAAACAGGAAGUUCAGAGCUCAUAUCAGCAAGCUGA
Mus caroli (Ryukyu mouse) is the source of this 2193-nucleotide messenger RNA. The record is from RefSeq and is a predicted model, not a curated record. Lineage: Eukaryota; Metazoa; Chordata; Mammalia; Rodentia; Muridae.